This is a messenger RNA of Ostertagia ostertagi, 984 nucleotides long. The record is from the annotation of a GenBank genome assembly. NCBI's taxonomy places the organism in Eukaryota, Metazoa, Nematoda, Chromadorea, Rhabditida, Trichostrongylidae.
AUGUUCGAGAAGGGGCGGCAUGAGAUGAUGUGCGAAUCAGAAGUUGAAUGUACGUCGUGGAUCCGACUUUUCAGAGCCUUCGACUUGGAUCACGAUGGCUUCAUCCCAACGACAGAUUUGAAACGAGCCAUACGCGAUUCUGCGUUCUCGUUUGGUCUGAAUCCUGAAGAGGUUGUCACGAUGAUUGCGAAUAUCGAUGACAAUGGUGACAAGCUCAUCGAUUUUCCGGAAUUCUGCACUUUGAUGAGUCGAGUCAAGCACCGACGUCUUCUUCACCUGAUGUUCAGAGCGGCGCAGUUCGUCGUGCCCAAAUCAAAGCGAACAGAGCCUUUCGACUAUCUGCAGAAGUAUAAAUGCUGCCCUCCGCCAGUUUUUAUGCUUAUCAUAAGCAUAAUACAGGUUGCGAUCUACAUCUACUAUACGAUAGAAUCCGGUGAAGGUGUAAGUAUAACUGGACCUGUUCCGAGCAAAUCUCCCCUCAUUUUCAAUCCAUAUCGCAAAAGUGAAGUGUGGCGAUAUAUCACCUAUAUGUUCAUCCAUAUUGGAAUCUACCACGUCACGUACAAUGUACUCACCCAACUCCUCCUCGGUGUGCCUCUAGAACUCGUUCAUCAAUGGCGUGUAAUUGUCGUCUACUUGGCAGGGGUUCUUAUCAGGCUCACUCCUGGUGUCAGCCGUGGAUUCUCACGUCUUUCUCGCUGGUGCCUCUGGAGAUGGAGUUUCAACUGGAUACGGGCUAUAGUUUUGGUGAAUUUUGAUUGGCUCCGACACAGCCGUCUCCGUCUAUCAACGAUAUUUCGUCGACCGGGUCGACAGGGUUUCUUACGUGUCCCACAUCGGAGGCUUCGUGGCAGGAAUCCUGCUAGGUGUGGUGGUCCUCCGAAAUUUCCGUCGUCAUCGAUGGGAAGGCAAGCUGUGGUGGGCCUCCCUGGUCGCCUUCGUGUUCUUCAUCGCCAUAUGUGUAGUGCUGAUCAUUGCACCUGA